Rangifer tarandus platyrhynchus (Svalbard reindeer) is the source of this 1602-nucleotide messenger RNA. NCBI's taxonomy places the organism in Eukaryota, Metazoa, Chordata, Mammalia, Artiodactyla, Cervidae. The record is from the annotation of a GenBank genome assembly.
AUGGAAGUCUUAGGGUUCUUCAGGCUGGAAGUGAGUGGCCCCAUGGUGACGGUGGCCCUGUCCGUGGUCCUCUUGGCCCUCCUGAAAUGGUACUCCACAUCAGCAUUUUCAAGACUAGAGAAGUUGGGCAUCAGACAUCCCAAACCUUCUCCUUUUAUUGGAAACUUAGCGUUUUUCCACCAGGGUUUCUGGGAAAGCCACAUGGAGCUCAGGAAGCAAUAUGGACCUCUGAGUGGGUACUAUCUUGGUCGUCGGAUGUUUAUUGUUAUCUCUGAGCCAGACAUGAUUGAGCAGGUGUUGGUUGAGAAGUUCAGUAACUUUACCAACAGAAUGGCAACGGGUUUGGAGCCCAAACCAGUGGCGGACAGUGUCCUGUUCUUACGUGACAAAAGAUGGGAAGAGGUCAGAAGUGUCCUGACUACUGCUUUCAGUCCUGAAAAACUGAGUGAGAUGACUCCUUUAAUCAGCCAGGCCUGCGAAGUGCUCCUGGCUCACCUAGGGCGUUACGCACAAUCGGGGGAGGCUUUUGACAUCCAGAGGACCUACUGCUGCUACACCACAGAUGUGGUGGCCAGUGUCGCCUUCGGCACCGAAGUGGACUCCCAGGAGGCUCCUGAGCACCCCUUCGUGGAGCACUGCAGGCGCUUCUUUGCAUCCUCCAUCCCCAAACCUCUCCUGGUUUUACUCUUAUCAUUUCCAUCCAUAAUGGUCCCACUGGCCCGGAUUUUGCCCAAUAAGAACCAAGAUGAACUGAAUGGCUUUUUUAACAAACUCAUUAGGAAUGUGAUUGCCUUGCGGGACCAGCAAGCAGCCGAAGAGAGGCGUAGAGAUUUCCUCCAAAUGGUCCAUGAUGUGCGCCAUUCUGCCGCCACCGUAGGCGUGGAGAAUUUUGAUAUCGUCGGUCAGGUCUUUUCUGCCACCAAAUGCCCAGCGAACCCUUCCCAGCGACACCCACCCAGACCCCUGUCCAAGUCUUUGAGUGUGGAUGAGGUGGUGGGCCAGGCCUUCAUCUUCCUUAUCGCCGGCUACGAGAUCGUCACCAACACUCUCUCUUUCGCCACCUACCUCCUGGCCACCAACCCUGAGUGCCAAGAGAAGCUUCUGGAAGAGGUGGACCAUUUCAGCAAGAAACAUCCGGCCCCUGAGUACCGCAGCCUCCAGGAAGGCCUGCCCUACUUGGACAUGGUGAUUAAAGAGACCUUGAGGAUGUACCCGCCAGCUUUCAGGUUCACGCGGGUGGCAGCACAGGACUGCGAGGUGCUGGGCCAGCGCGUCCCCGCAGGAGCCGUGCUGGAGACAGCCGUGGGCGCCCUGCACUACGACCCCAAACACUGGCCGAACCCCGAGAACUUCGACCCCGAAAGGUUCACGGCCGAGGCGCAGGAGCGACGGCGGCCCUACACGUACCUGCCAUUUGGGGCGGGCCCCCGGAGCUGCCUCGGGGUGCGGCUGGGGCUCCUGGAGCUCAAGCUGACGCUGCUCCACGUCCUGCGCAAGUUCCGGUUCGAAGCCUGUCCCGAGACCCAGGUACCACUGCAGCUAGAAUCCAAAUCUGCCCUAGGUCCAAAAAAUGGCGUCUACAUCAGAAUCGUCUCUCGCUGA